CACGCCGUGCCCGCCUCUCCCUCCCCUGCCCGCCUUUCCCUCCCCUGCCCGCCUUUCCUACCGUGCUCGCCCUUCCCUCCCGGUGCCGCUAUCCGCACCGUGCCCCUGUUUCCCCUUAGUACCGCUACCCUCCCUGUUCCCGCCCUUCGCCCUGGUUCCGCCAUGCUGGGCUCAACCUGCGGGUCCCUGCUCGACUACAAGACCGCCAAGUUCUCGCUGACACGGAACCGGCGGGUGGGGCUGCUGCACCGCCUGCUGCAGCUGAGCGCGCUCGGCUACCUGCUGGGGUGGGUGCUGCUGCUGCGGAAGGGGUACCAGGAGCGGGACGUGGCCCCGCGUGUCGCCGUGGUCACCAAGGUGAAGGGGGCGGUGGCCGCCGAGGCCGCGGGCCGACGGCUCUGGGACGCUGCGGAUCUCACCUGGCCCCCGCAGGGAGAAAAUGUGCUUUUCCUGGUGACCAAUUUCAUUGCCACAAUCCAGCAAGCCCAAGGCACCUGCCCUGAGAGCCCCUCUGUCCUCGACGGGAUGUGCACAGAAGAUGCAGAUUGUCCCAUGGGAAACCCUGUGGUUCAUGGCAACGGGAUAAAAACUGGGAAAUGUUUGAUGUUCAAUGCCACCCACUCCACCUGUGAGAUCUAUGGUUGGUGCCCUGUGGAGAAUGGUACCCUGCACAGGAAAUCUCUUCUGGCUGAGGUGGAGAAUUUCACUCUUUUUAUAAAAAAUACUGUCCACUUCACCAAAUUUAACUUCUCCAAGUGCAACACUUUAAAAACCACUGACCCCAGCUAUUUCAAGAGCUGCACAUAUGAUCCAGUGUUCAACCCCUCCUGUCCUGUGUUCCGUGUCCGUGACAUGGUGGAGGCAGCUGGAGAGAACUUUGGAGACCUCGCACUCCUGGGGGGAAGCAUUAGAGUUCUUAUUGAGUGGAACUGCGACCUGGACCACUCCACUUCCCAGUGCCAGCCACGGUAUUCCUUCAGCCUGCAGGACAGGAAGUACAAUUUCAGAACUGCCUCCUACUACUGGGGCUCGCAGCGGCAGCUCUACAGGAACCUGCUGAAGCUCUAUGGGAUCCGCUUCGACCUCUCCGUGCACGGCCAGGCUGGGAAGUUCAGCAUUGUUCCUACUGCUGUGAGCUUUGGCACCAGCAUCGCCUUCUUUGGUGCCGCUACGAUGAUCUGUGACCUGGUUCUGCUCUACCUGGAUGAAAAGGCUGACCUUUAUUGGAAGGGGAAGUUUGAGGAGCACAGCUUUGAACAUCUGACACCAUGAGCUGCAGCAAGAGAGAGAAAGACUCUGGGCAGAUUUAACACUUUCCUGGUAAAAUGAAGCUUCCAAGGUCUAACCAUUCCCUGAGAGAGAAAAGAAAGGGACAGAGUGAACAUAAAGAGGAAACAGCAUGAAGUCAGUGGAGCGAGAGUGAAAGGACUAUUGGGACAAGUCAUUCCAUUUUAGGCUGGACUUCUUAUUGAGCCAUGGAAAUGAACUCUAUAUUUAGAUUAUCCCUUUAAAUCAUGGGAAAGAUAUGCAUUUGGGGAGAUGAUUGUUAAGAUUUGUCUGUGGAUUUGGGCAAAGGUGUUUGUGAUGGACUAAGUGAUAUUAAUCCCAUGAGAUGCUUCAACAGAGAUAGAGAUGAGAAGCCCUCUGCACCAGUGAAGAAGUGAGAAGAUAUCUCUGUUCCUUGAGAUGAAGAAUCCUUUGCCUUUGGUGUUAUUCAUCUUUAAAAGGUGACACCACAGUAUGCAAGAGUCUAAGACCCAUGACCCAUAAGCAGCUUGGGAAACUGCUAAUGAGAGGGGUCACAAAAGCAGGUUUCCCUGGGUGGCUGUUUCUGUGACAGUUAAAAGCUGCUAGAGAACUGUUUUAGGUUGUCAGUGGGAUCCAUGACUCUUAGAGAGACUCCUCUCCUAAAGAAUUGGUGAAAGACUAUUUUCAAAUGCUGAAACUGACUGAAAAUCACAGGUUUUGUCUCUUUAUGUUGUUUUGUAGGAAAGUGAACAGUUUGUAGGGGGAGAGAAGAGUGGUUUUGGAGUUUCAUUCUGUUUUGUUUUAGUUUUUUUCCAACUUUAUUUUCCAUUCUUUUAGUGUGUGUUAAUAAAACCAUUCAUUAUAAGGAGUGAAAAGAAGAGCAAUGUGGCAAAAAUGCCCUCUAAAAAAAAUAAGAAUACUUCUAAUUUGGAGCUUUUGUUAAAGAAAAUACGUUCAAGGUCCUGGUGCCACCCCUGGAAGUG
This is a messenger RNA of Hirundo rustica (Barn swallow), 2231 nucleotides long. RefSeq names its product purinergic receptor P2X 6 (gene P2RX6). Gene Ontology annotation, biological process: response to ATP; monoatomic cation transmembrane transport. Gene Ontology annotation, cellular component: nuclear inner membrane; plasma membrane. Gene Ontology annotation, molecular function: purinergic nucleotide receptor activity; ATP binding; extracellularly ATP-gated monoatomic cation channel activity. The record is from RefSeq and is a predicted model, not a curated record. The transcript has 12 exons. Lineage: Eukaryota; Metazoa; Chordata; Aves; Passeriformes; Hirundinidae. The coding region runs from base 163 to 1272 and encodes 369 amino acids.